Asterias rubens (European starfish) is the source of this 462-nucleotide messenger RNA. RefSeq lists its product as uncharacterized. The record is from RefSeq and is a predicted model, not a curated record. NCBI's taxonomy places the organism in Eukaryota, Metazoa, Echinodermata, Asteroidea, Forcipulatida, Asteriidae. The transcript has 2 exons. Bases 55 to 366 code for a protein of 103 amino acids.
GACAACCAUCACAAUGUCUUAACACUGUGCGAGGUGAUAGUUGAAGAGUACCCCAUGGAAGCCUGCCUUCAAAUGACCACCAUUGGUAUGUCUACAGCUGCAAUGAUCGUGGACCCUUCGUUCUCCAUCACCUCCAUGUCCACAUUGAUGUUCGUGGGAAAACAUAUAACCACUCCACGCCCUCUGUCGCUCGUUCACAUCGAGUCACCCAUGCAAUGUUUCAUGCGUUGUAAGAUGAAUAACGGGUGUUGGUAUUUCGACUACGUCAUGACUUCCGGUCAGUGCAGGCUCUACGAUGUAAAGGCUGGAGACUUGACGGCAGAGGAUCAGCCUGGCUGCUUGGUGUACGCAGUUGUCCGUGGCUAGACCAGAACUGCAAUAUUAUUCGCGCUCGAUGUAUUGCAAACUCACUUUUUGUUCUAUUAAAAAUCUUUAAAUCUAUUACCCAAGCAGAGUUCCUUU